Molecule: messenger RNA, 2124 nt
Organism: Cajanus cajan (pigeon pea)
Lineage: Eukaryota; Viridiplantae; Streptophyta; Magnoliopsida; Fabales; Fabaceae
Product: monolignol oxidoreductase AtBBE-like 15
Molecular function (GO): FAD binding; oxidoreductase activity
Source: RefSeq, a predicted model, not a curated record
UAUGAUUGUCAUGAUUUUCCAUUACACCACUCUUUGUGAACUAAAUAAAAUGAAACUACCAUUCAUAUGACGUUUGCCUUAGCUCAAAUACACGUAGAUUACCCCUAUAAACCAGCAUUAGCAAGUAGCAACCAGUUUAUAUAUACAACCCAAACAAACCCUUUAUUUGAACUCAAAAGAAAGCUGAAACUGAAACCAAACAACCAUGCAGUCUCUGAGGUUCAUCUUAGUAACUUUUGUAGCUCUAUUAUCAAUUUCAGUUUCACUCACCACUUCUCUUCCAAUUGAAGAAGCUUUCAACCGUUGUCUAAAACUCCAUUCCAAAACGCCUGAUCAAUUUUCCUCUUCAAUCUACACUUCCACAAAUGGUUCCUUCUCUUCUAUCCUUGAGUCCACAGCCCAGAAUCUAAGGUACUUGUUGCCUUCAGUGCCAAAGCCAGAUUUCAUAUUCACCCCACUUGAUGACUCUCAAGUCCAAGCCUCAGUGAUUUGUGCAAAACAGCUUGGUAUUCACAUGAGAGUGCGAAGUGGAGGGCAUGACUAUGAAGGGCUAUCUUAUGUUUCUCUCAUUGAGAAGCCCUUCAUGGUCCUAGACUUGGCCAAACUUCGUGCAGUGAAUGUUGAUAUUGCACACAACACAGCUUGGAUUCAAGCCGGUGCCACUAUUGGUGAAGUUUAUUAUAGAAUCUCAGAGAAAAGUUCUGUGCAUGGCUUCCCUGCAGGCCUUUGCACAACCCUUGGAAUUGGAGGGCACAUCACAGGAGGUGCGUAUGGUUCCAUGAUGAGAAAGUAUGGUCUUGGUGCUGACAAUGUUCUAGAUGCUAGAAUUGUUGAUGCUAAUGGGAGGAUUCUUGAUAGAAAAGCCAUGGGGGAGGACUUAUUUUGGGCCAUAAGAGGAGGUGGUGGAGGGAGUUUUGGUGUUAUUCUGUCGUGGAAGAUCAAGUUGGUUCCUGUGCCACAAACUGUGACUGUUUUCACGGUAACUAGGACCUUGGAACAAGGAGGGAACAAGCUUCUUUAUAGAUGGCAGCAAGUGGCUCCAAAAAUUGAUGAAGAUCUCUUCAUCAGAGUCCUCAUUCAGCCAGGAAAUGGAAGUGUUCCUGGUCAGAGAACAGUGACCACUUCUUACAAUGCUCUAUAUCUUGGUGGGGCUAAUAGGCUUCUCCAAGUCAUGAAGCGUGGUUUUCCUGAAUUGGGUUUGACAAGAAAGGAUUGUGUGGAAACUAGUUGGAUCAAAUCUGUGCUUUAUAUUGCUGGCUACCCUGAUGGAACAGCCCCAGAAGUUUUGCUCCAAGGGAAGUCCUCAUCCAAGGCUUACUUCAAAGCAAAAUCAGAUUUUGUGAGGGAAGUAAUCCCUGAAAAGUCCCUCAAUGCCCUAUGGAAAGUUUUUCUUCAGGAUGAUGGUCCUCUAAUGAUUUGGAACCCCUAUGGAGGCAUGAUGAGCAGGAUUUCAGAAUCUGCCACCCCUUUUCCCCACAGAAAUGGGGUUCUCUACAAAAUUCAGUAUGUGACUGGAUGGCUUGAUGGAGAAAAGAGCAUGGAAAAGCACAUGAGCUGGAUGAGGAAGUUUUACUUCUACAUGGCUCCCUAUGCCUCAAAGUAUCCAAGGGAAACUUAUGUUAAUUAUAGGGACUUGGAUAUAGGGAUGAACAAGAAGAAUAACACUAAUCUUUUAAAGGCUUGGUCAUGGGGCUAUAGAUAUUUCAAGGGUAACUUCAACAGGUUGGUGAAGGUGAAAUCUAAAGUUGAUCCGUCUAAUUUCUUUAGGCAUGAACAGAGCAUCCCUCCUUUGACAACUGGUAAGAAAGGGUAGAAUUCAAGAACACAAGACCAGCGGAGUACAAACAACACUGUUAUGAUUAGAAUGCUAGCUAGACCUAUAUGACAACGCUAUAUCUGUUUACAAGGUGGAUUAUUAGCUGAAGAAUAAAGAUUCUCAUAAACAUAUUUGUGUUCCUUUUUUUGCAACUUCUAAAAUAAUUUGAGGCAUUCACAGUUUAGUGCACUUGCUUUUAGUUUCUUUUCAUGUAUGUGUACUCGUGGCGGUGGCAGUGUGCUGGGAACGACGUGAGUUUGGCAUUGAAGUGACUCUUUUGAUAUAUCAUAUAUAACUUUUUUGAAAUA